Molecule: messenger RNA, 1272 nt
Organism: Rhinocladiella mackenziei CBS 650.93
Lineage: Eukaryota; Fungi; Ascomycota; Eurotiomycetes; Chaetothyriales; Herpotrichiellaceae
Exons: 6
Coding region: 1-1272 (423 amino acids)
Biological process (GO): secondary metabolite biosynthetic process
Molecular function (GO): monooxygenase activity; FAD binding
Source: RefSeq, a predicted model, not a curated record
AUGGGGUCGAUGGGAGCCGGGCCUCCCUUGAAAGUGAUCAUUGUUGGGGCAGGCCUAGGAGGAUGUGCCACGGCUUUGGCGAUGCAUCAUGCUGGAUUCGAAGUGGUCAUGUUUGAGAAAGUCGGGGAAUUCCAACGACUCGGGGAUUCGCUUGGUCUUGGUGAGAAUGCGUUGAAGUUGCUCGAUCGGUGGUCACCUUUCCUGCGCGGCCGUCUUGUCGAUAUCGGAAACAAGUCCGAGUUUAUGCAAAUUCGCCGUUGGCAUGAUGGUAAACUGCUAGCUCAGCAACCAUUGAUGGACAUGGCGGGUUUUAUCGGCCAUCGAGGAGAUUACCACAAAGGAUUUCUGGAAGCGGUUGCAGAAAAGGGAAUCCCUCUCCACAUGGGGAGUGAGGUUGUCGAAUACAACGACAUCGAACCCUCGGUAACGUUGAAGAAUGGUGAAAAAUGCUUUGCUGAUAUCAUCGUGGCAGUUGACGGAAUCAAAUCACGCGCUCGGGAACUUGUUCUCGGAUUUGACGAUAAACCUAAAUCCUCAGGGUAUGCUUGCUUCAGGGCUUUCUUCAAGGGUGCCCAUCUCAAGGGCGAUCCACUCACGGCCGAGUUUGUUGAAAAGGAAUGUGUCAAUAUCUGGAUUGGCAAAGACACACAUUUGGUUCAAAACACCCUCCGAGACGGCGAAGAGUUCAACUGGAUUCUCACCCACAAGGACAACGAGGAUAUCAAAGAGUCAUGGUUUCAACCGGGCGAUAUGGACGAAGUUCGUCGACUCGUUGCCGAUUGUGAUCCACGAAUAGCAGCCGCCGUCAGGAAAACCGAAGCAUGUUUAGAUUGGAAGAUCUGUUAUCGUGACCCUAUCCCUACAUGGGUCAGCAAGAACCACAAGGUCGCCUUGGUGGGUGAUUGCUGUCAUCCACAUUUGCCGACGAGCGCCCAAGGUGCCAGCCAGGCGACGGAGAGUGCCGCCGUAUUAGCACAAUGCUUGCUAUUGGCCGGACGGGAUGAUAUUCCAUUGGCGACACGCGUAUACGAAAAAAUCCGCUUCCCCCGAGUUCGACGAGCCCAGACGAAUGGAGAGGAUUUACGAGAUCGAUGGCAUAGCGCAUUAGACCGAAUGGGAGAAGGCGGAGAGAUCGACCAAGAUAGCAUACUGAUAAAGAACAAUGUCCUGUACGACUACGACGCAGAGGCAGAUAUAAGGAAGCGGUGGCCAGAACUGUCGGGAAUCGUGCGCGAGGAGUUGAGGACUGGCCAGAUUACUCCGUUGUGCUGA